AACUACAACUCCCAUCAAACUUGUCGCCUACUGAUGACGUACUACGUAGAGAAAUUUUCUCGAAGGUUGCAAAACAAGUGCGUCAGAGAGCUGCGCACGUCAUUCUGGAAAGGUGAACGACAACAGACGUUUCUCUCUCGACUGAUACAGGAUAAUAAAACAUUGUGACCAUGUUGGUGGCGAGGCUGACGUGCCUGAGGAGUCUUCCUCUCACUGGGCUCCGUCCUGUGUUGUCACAGAGCUCUCCAGCCCUGAGAGGAUCCACCAUGAAGGCCUGUCCUCCUCUGCUCAGGCCUCAGCAGGGUUUUUCCUCUAAGGCCAGAUUUGGUUUCGGCCGCGGGAAGACGGCCAGGGACAAGCUCAAAGAAGCAGCUUUUGAGCCAGCAACAGAUACCGCCAUUAGAAUUGACAGCAUGGGAAGAAUAAUCCUGGCUGGAGGAGCAGCAGUUGGCCUCGGAGCUCUGUGCUACUAUGGACUCGGCAUGUCCAAUGAAAUCGGUGCAAUUGAGAAAGCAGUGAUCUGGCCUCAGUACGUGAAGGACAGGAUCCACUCCACCUACAUGUACUUUGCAGGCAGUAUUGGACUGACAGCUUUGUCAGCUGUAGCAGUGAGCAGAACCCCGGCCAUGAUGGGUCUGAUGAUGAGAGGAUCCUGGCUGGCUAUUGGAGCAACUUUUGCGGCUAUGAUUGGUGCCGGCAUGCUGGUCAGGUCCAUUUCAUAUGAGCACAGCCCAAUGCCCAAACACCUCGCUUGGAUGCUCCAUGCAGGUGUGAUGGGCGCUGUCAUCGCUCCUCUGACUCUCCUGGGAGGGCCUCUGGUGAUGAGGGCCGCCUGGUACACCGCAGGAAUCGUGGGAGGUCUGUCCACUGUGGCCAUGUGUGCCCCAAGUGAGAAGUUCCUCAGUAUGGGCGGGCCAUUGGCUGUUGGCUUCGGAGUGGUCUUCGCUUCUUCUAUUGGAUCAAUGUUCCUGCCACCUCACUCGGCGUUCGGAGCAGGCCUGUACUCGGUGGCCAUCUACGGAGGUCUGAUUCUGUUCAGCAUGUUCCUCCUCUACGACACACAAAAGGUCAUCAAGAGGGCAGAGACACACCCGCUCUAUGGUGUACAGAAAUACGACCCCAUUAACGCGUGUAUGGGGAUUUACAUGGACACACUGAACAUCUUCAUGAGGAUGGUGAUGAUUCUGUCUGGUGGCAAUGGUAGAAGGAAGUAAACGUUAGCAUUCUGACUUCAGCUUCAGUUUUACCUUCCACACAGCUGAUCCAAAUCAUAUUUUAUUACUAGCAGCGUACAUCAGGUGUCAUCUCUUAGUGACAAGUUUUAUCUAACUGGUAAAUAUACAUGAAUGCUUUGCAAGAGUGUGAAGGAGAGGAUGCAAAAGAAGACACAUUGUGUAUAUUGAUAACACGCUGAGAGCUCUUACCUUGAUUGUGGAAGUAUGUGGUUUAUCCUGGGGGUCACAGAUGGGUUAAAUCUGUCGUUCAGCAUCAUUUUCGCCUGCCUCAGAUGUCGUUUGUAUUCUUAUGUUUUGUAUUUAUUUCAUCUUGAUUGUGUUUCUGUUUUUAAGAAUGAAGGCAACAGAAAUGCCACACAUGUCAACCGUAGAUUGGUCCAGACUCAGUACAAUAAUGUCUGUGCUCUUGCUCCAGUAUACACUGAUAUGGCACUUCUGUGAUGGGUUAAAGCGGUGGGCACUAAGUUCAUGUUUCUGAGAAAAUAUACAAUAAUUUCAACAAGGAGUCAUUCAAUAAACAAGUCCAAAAUUA
Sebastes umbrosus (honeycomb rockfish) is the source of this 1767-nucleotide messenger RNA. It is a transcript of the gene ghitm, whose product is annotated as growth hormone inducible transmembrane protein. Bases 171 to 1214 code for a protein of 347 amino acids. The transcript has 9 exons. NCBI's taxonomy places the organism in Eukaryota, Metazoa, Chordata, Actinopteri, Perciformes, Sebastidae. Gene Ontology annotation, cellular component: mitochondrial inner membrane. The record is from RefSeq and is a predicted model, not a curated record.